AAUAAGCAGACAGGUGAAUACUUGCUUUUUCUUCACCAGAAGUGGGACAUGCUCUCCGGAGGAAGGUUUAACAAAAGCAAGUAGCUGGAAUGUGUAUUUUGUGGAUGUUGGUUACUGGCAAAUGCACGAUCAGGAGAGGAAAACAUGGCUCAUUUUGCAAGGCCCCACUCGCUCUCUCGUUUGAAGCGAGGCAGCAGUCGAAGGAAACGUGUAUCAAAGACGGGUCUGAUGAUCCAAACUCCUCACAUUAUCCUGUCGCACUCUGAAUGGGAUCAUAAACGUGGCUACAGAGGAUCACAGUCUACAGGCACCAGUGUGACUGUUGAUAUCGCUGUGAUGGGUGAGGCCCAUGGACUAAUUACAGACCUUCUGGCUGAUCCUUCUCUGCCUCCCAAUGUCAGUACCUCCUUGAGGGCUGUCAGCAACCUCCUCAGCACACAACUGACCUUCCAGCCCAUCCACAAGCCCAGAAUAAAUCCAUUAGUGUCAUUCAGUGAGUCCUAUGCUGGUCCUGACUCCGAGGAAUGCCCGGGAGAGAAGCUCGCAAUCCCAAAGCGACUGAGGAGAAGUCUCCCUCCAGGACUAUUGAGAAGGAUUUCAUCUACAUGGACAACUACAACUUCCGCUACUGGCCUGCCCACCAUGGAGCCUGGGCCUGUCAGGAGAGACCGCAGCGGGAGCAUUAAGCCAUCUCACGAAGCCCCAUCAGGCAGUUCUUUUACUACAGAGUCUUGGAACAACAGUUGCUCUCCCUCAGUUCUGAUGACCAUUGCCAAAAGCAGAUCAUUCUCAGCCUCCUAUGCUGUUGCCACAAAUAAUCACGUAAAUGCUAAAAGGCAAUUGCGGCAAGGUUACUCUUCAAACAUCACACCUCUCAACUCUCCGUGCCAUUCCCCGAUCCAGGGGACUCCAGCCGGUAGUCCCACGAGCAAAACCUCAGCUGUUGAAUUUCCAGACACAGCUGAUAUCCUGACUAAGCCAGGCCGGAACCCACAUAAGCCCUUAACGUACACUCAGAGUGCACCAGAUGUCACAGGGCAAUACAGGAGUAGCUGCAUGGUGUGUAGCAGCUGUGGCCGACCGUUCAGUAAACUGACGCACUCGGACAGCAUAGCGGAUCGUGUUGAUGCACCAGCCCACUCACUAAGCAGGACUGAGGACACUGCACAAGCGACAUCUGACUAUGACAGCACCCAUGAAACAAAUAACAGCGACAGCAGUGACAUCACACAGAAUGAUGAAGAGCAGGAAUUAUGUUCAAAAGGAUUGGUUCAAUCCCUCAAAAGCUCUGACUGCAGAAACUAUAGGCCCGAAAGCCUUAUGUUGCAUCAUUUGAUUCCAGCUGAGGAUAAACCAAUUCUUGCCCCGGAACCCCUGCUAUUAGAAGGCCUGGAGCCACUAUUCACACAAUUAAACAACUGGAAUUUUCCCAUCUUUGAUCUUGUCGAGAUGACGGGCUCCAAGUGUGGCCGAAUCCUCAGCCAGGUGGCAUUCAGACUGUUUGAAGACACUGGACUUUUUGAAAUAUUUAAAAUCCCAUUAAGGGAAUUCAUGAACUAUUUUCAUGCAUUAGAAAAUGGAUACAGAGACAUCCCCUAUCAUAAUCGUAUACAUGCCACUGAUGUGUUACAUGCAGUCUGGUACCUCACCACACAGCCAGUCCCAGGACUGCAGACGACAAUGAAUGAUCAUGGCUCAAUGAGUGAUUCAGAUUCAGACAGUGGGAUCACACAUGGACACAUGGGAUAUGCCGUGUCGAAAACGUACAAUGAGACAGAGAACAGAUAUGGUUGUGUUAUUGCCAAUGUUCCCGCCUUGGAGUUGAUGGCUCUCUAUGUUGCUGCAGCAAUGCAUGAUUAUGACCACCCUGGAAGAACUAAUGCCUUUCUAGUGGCAACAAGUGCGCCACAGGCUGUUCUAUAUAAUGACCGCUCAGUUUUGGAGAACCACCACGCUGCAUCAGCAUGGAACCUUUUCAUGUCACAACAGGAUUACAAUUUUUUGAUCAACUUGGAUCACGUUGAAUUCAAGAGAUUCCGAUUUCUUGUGAUUGAAGCCAUACUAGCCACCGAUCUUAAGAAACAUUUUGACUUCCUUGCUGAGUUCAAUGCCAAGGUGAACGAAGAGGUCGGACCUGGUAUUGAUUGGGCAAAUGAAAAUGAUCGCUUGCUAGUUUGUCAAAUGUGCAUCAAGCUCGCUGACAUCAAUGGGCCGGCCAAAUGCAAGGAGCUGCAUUUAAAAUGGACUGAAGGCAUUGUUAAUGAAUUUUACGAGCAGGGUGAUGAAGAGUCAAGCCUCGGGCUUCCCAUCAGCCCGUUUAUGGACCGUUCAGCCCCUCAGCUGGCCAAACUUCAGGAAUCCUUCAUUACACACAUUGUGGGUCCACUGUGUAACUCCUAUAACUCAGCAGGGCUAAUACCUGGAAGAUGGGUGGAGGAUAGUGAUGAAGAUGAGGAAGAGGAGGAGGACGACGAUGAUGCUGAAACAACAGAGGAGGAAGGCACAGAAACGUUGGAAAUGAGACAAACGGGAGAGACAUGUAGGAAGCGAAGAAAAGUCUUCUGCCAGAUUACACAGCACCUGAUGGAGAACCACGAAAUGUGGAAAAAGGUAAUUGAGGAGGAACAGAGGGAAGCAGAGCUCAAACAGCAAGACCAGUCCUCCCUGCACCAAAGCUCAGAGACAAUCCAAGCCAUUACUGAGGAAGAGGAGGACAGGGAUGAGAAGAAUAAUGAAGAAUCAGAAGGGACUUCAGAGACACUAACCGGUUUGAAUCCAGACACGACCAAUGAGACAUUAGAAGAUGACAAAAAUGACUGAAUUGUGCAUCAAUUUUUUUUUAUUCUGUUCCAGCACAAUACUUUGACACAAUACUGUAGAUGUUUAGGACAAUGUGCCUACAGCUGUGAUGGUGUAAAUUUGCUAUGAAGAAGAACAAGACUAAAUAAAUGUCACUAAGGAAGCUUCUGAAUUGCACCACUGGCUGAAAUAGACUUUGAACACUCAAUGGUUACCCAGUAGGACUUUGGUGUACUUCUUCAUUGACAUAUCUUGUUUAACAAUGCUUGAUACCGACAUCUGUAAAAGGAAACACACUGACUUGUUGUCCGACCACGGUGGCCAUCAAAAUGAAGGAAGACGUACUUCUGAAGCAAGCACGUUGCAGAAAAUGCAGUACUCAGCCUGUAGCUUUCGCUCUAUUUUGAGUGAAAGUUGAAAGCUUUAUCAAGAGCUCUGACAUGGCCUGCCAAUACCUUUAGUGUACAUAAUCUUGUAGCUCACCAGCUUUGUAUAAGUGAUCUCUGUGUAGCUGUAGUACUUCUACAUUGCGAAAGUGGACUUGAACAAAUGUUUUAGAGAAAGACUGGCGGACAUAUGGAGGGCCAUUUCACUUUAUAAAAGGUACAUGCUACAAGCCAAACUCCUAGUUGAGGAUUUAUAUCCAUUUUGAAUAUUUUUAUUGUUUAUUUACAUUUCAAUGAUAAUUACUUAUGAAAGAUAACAGUUUAUUGUAGAUAUAAAGAACAUUUUCUAUUGGCUUUUGUAAAUAGCAAACUCUCAAACCAAUUUUGUGAUUUUGUAAAGAUGGUUAUGAAAAUGUCACACUUAAAAAAAUUCUUAUUGUACUGCCAUGACUUAGUACAUUCUUAUAUUAUGCCAGCAUGAUUUAGCACAUGCAAGUUGAGGUACAUACUGAACUUUAAAAGCUGAUCAUUAUUUGGAUUAUAUUUGCAGCAAGCAUGAACCCUUAAGAUACUGUUUACUGCUGAUGGUACUGAGUUGAUUUGCAAUAGAAUUGCAGUACAGCCUAACACUUCCUGAGGGCCAUUAUCUGUGCAUCUUCGAUAUUGUGUGACAGUUAGUGACUGUAAAUUGUGGUAUUUUCCCCUUUCCUAUGCGAGUGAGCUAUCGGACAGCCUAACACAGCAUUGGUUUGUAUUGCCAUCGCUCGGUCUGUCUCGAUGACUUUGCAUGAUUUGUUUACUGAGCCAAGAGUUCCCCUUUGUUUCAAUUUUGAUCAUCAUGUCAUAUUUUUCAUUCUUUAUUUGCAUCAAAAGCAGUUUCACAUGAUGAGGUUUAAUGAAUCUAAGAAUCUGUGACCCUCGGAUAAAAUACUCAAGCCCGCAGAUAAAACUAAUACAAUACAAUACAAUAUAUAACUUACAAAAUGUGGAGCUGGAGGAACACAGCAGGCCAGACAGCAUCCAGAGGAGCAGGAAAGUUGACAUUUCAGCUAACCCAAAACAUUAACUUUCCUGUUCCUCUGAUGCUGCCUGGCCUGCUGUGUUCCUCCAGCUCCACAUUUUGUUAUCUAUGACUCCAGCAUCUGCAGUUCUUACUAUCACAAUACAUUACAUUUUGGGUUCAUGUUAAAUUUGUGAACAAUGCCUUUUGUGGAAGUUAAGCAGGACUGAAGAAUUGUGUUUUAAUAUACAAAGUGUAAUGGAAAUCUUAUCCGCCACCAUCUCACUGAAGAACUGUUGACGUUUGAGUCAAAUUAACAUUUUAAAGUUCACAAAGUUCAUCUCCCCAGCAGUGAUCCCCAAAGGGCCCGUUCCUGUGCUGUACUGUUCUAUGUUCAAAACUGAGCUUGAUUGAUUUUGCUUAGGCAGGGAUAUUAAGGGUUAGAAAUCCAAGGUAGAGAAUUGGAAUUAAGAUAUAAAUGAGCUGUGAUCAGUUUGAAUAUUAGAAAAGGCUCCAAGUGAUGAAUGGACCACUGUUAUCCCCAUGUUCUUAAGACCUUAAUGUUAUUUCAGACCCGGGGCUGAAUCUUACCAUUUUUGGCUAAAUGUGAGCCAUGGUGUGUUUGGUGGAAUGAAUUUUGCCUUGAGAUCAAGCCAACUUUCGCACCAUAUCUUACGAAAAUUGUCACAUUGAUUGCAGUGGAGCCCUUGCGAUGAGAAUCAUCUCCUGUCUCUGCCCCUAUCUCUGACCACAUGCCAUUCAGAGAGGAACAUAUUGCUCAGUGGAGGACCUCCACAAGUCCAGCAUCCUUUGGGGCUGUGUCAUCUCUCAAUGUCUACUGCCAUUUGUAAACUCAGCUUCUCCGCAAGAGAAGGAGGGGCUGGCACCUUGGCUUCUUGGAGAGGGACCCGAAACCUCUUUUGGAUGUGGUAGUGGAGAAGAGAGGAGUUCUUGUCCCAGAGAACUUUCAGAGGUGGACACACCACCAUGCUGUGCCAGCCUGUUUGGAGAUCACCACACAGAUCAAUGCCAUCUCCAGGACGAUGCAAAUUGGCCAUCAGUGCAGAAAAAAAGGUUCUCCUGUGCACCACCAGGGUAAGUUUAAUACUCUGUGCUCUCUUGCCUCGUACUAUCUGUGCAGUGACCUCCCACCAAUGCUGUGAUACUCCGCCUGUUGCAUGAAACCCCUUCCCUCACUCAUUGUUGUUACCUCCCCAUCCUCCUACAUGACUAGCCCCCUUUCCCAUGUCCUGUAUGUUGUGUGCCCACUCCCUCAAAAUACCUCACCAAUAUGCACCAACCCUCAGAACCAUACCACCCACCUGUGUCUCACUCAUUUGGUCUCUUUGUUGUAGGAGAAGACGUCCCAUAAUAGGUCAGGACAAUGUAAGAUGGUGGGUGGGUGGCAAGAGAGGGAGUUUGUUGGACGUCUGUGUCCUCACUGCUGGAAACCCCACACCCCUCCACUUAAGGACUCUUGUUCUGGAAGGAGAUGACAGAGAGCUUCAGCAUGUCUGGUCUAUCCAGAGCCAAUGCCCCUGGGGUCACCCAAUCAAAUUUCCAGAGCCAACGGGUUAUAUUGAGGGGCAGGCUCCCUACAGCCCCUUUGCAGAGCCAGUGAGCUCAGUGCAGCUCAGUUGGAGGCAUAGCAAGAGAGAAAUGUACCAAUGACAGGUGUGGGGACAGCUGGAAAACAUAUAUAUAGUUUGUUGGUCAGUAUAUCUGAUGUAAGGUCCUUUGUUUAUCAUAGUCCGGAAUGUCCACAGUUUAUUUAGAAAGCACUUUUGCAUUUAAAGUUUUUCUCACCACAGAUGGAAUGUAAAUAGUUUUAACAUUUCAUAAAACCUUGUGUUUCAGUGCUUACAUUGUUAUCCCUGUCUCUGUUAUGGCUGUGGCGCCCUGCUACAGCAUCAGUCCUUGACUAUUAAUAAAGCACAGUGGUUUGGGGGUCUGCCAUGAUCAUCAAAUACAUAAAGUGGGAACAGGCCAGUAAUGUGUACACACGACCCUUUACAGCCCAGCUUCCUCUCAUUGCCUCCUGUUUAGCUGGCUGAGUGUGCAGCCUUGUGUACCUCAGGAAGUUCCCCCAGCCAGCACUGGGAACAGGGAGAUACAGCUAAGAUGGUUGAUACUGCAGGACGGCCGUGAGCAGGCACCCUGCAUGCAUGUGUUUGCCAUGUUUGACAACAGUGUUGCUCACUUGUGUUGGCCCGAUAUAUGGUCCAAGAUGCAGACCCCUCCUUCAGGAGUCACUCACUGUGCGUCCCCCUCCCCCCCAUCCCCACCCCUGCCGGUUGUGAGUCCCUUCAAAUCCAUUCUCCUCAACAUUGUGUGCCAUCGGUAUGCCUCAUGAUUGGAACAACAGUGGGUGGUCCUUGCCAAUGGUUUCAAUCUCACUGAGAAACCCCCUCCUUUCUAGAUCCUCAUUCCAUCAGACCUCUCACUUCUCCAGGUUAUCACCCAAGCCAUGUAUAUUUGACUAAAACUGCCUGUUCACAACGACACCCCCAUUAAUUUAGACUUGUAGAGUUUUUACAGCAUGCAAAGCGACCCUUCAGCCCAUCGUCAUAGCUACACCAGUCUUCAAAUAUCCACCUAUUCUAAUUGCAUUUUCUAGCACUUGGCUCAUAGCUUGAAUGCUGCAAUAUUUCCAAAUUCUCGUCUAAGUAGUUCUCACAUGUCUUGAAGGUUCCCUCCUGUACCAUUCUUUUAGGCAAUGAAUUCCAGAUUCCCACAACCCUCUGGGUAAAAAUGUCUCUCCUCAAAUCCCCUCUGAAUCCCCCACUUCAAAACCAUUUGAUCACUAAACUAAAAGGAAAUUUUCUCCCCGUCUAUCCCAUCUUAAGCCCUUUUGAACUGGUACACGUCAAUCAGAUUCCUCUUAGACUUCACUAUGUAAGGAAAUCAACCCCAGCCUAUCUCAUGUCUCUUCCAUAGCUAAAUCCCUCCAGCCCUGGCAACAUCCUGGUGAAUCUCUUCUGCACCUUGUUACAGAGUGACAGCCCGAAUUGCACACAGUACUCCAGGUGAAGCCGAAGUAAUGCUCCAUCAUAAUCUUCCUCCUCUUCUAUGCAUCGUUUUGACUAAUAAAGGCAAGUAUCUCAUGUGCUUUCUUAACCACCUUAUGUACCUGUCUGCCCUCUUUCAAUGAUCUAUGGACAUAUACACCAGUGCCCCUCUCAUCCUCUGUACUUCCUAGGGACCUACCAUUCAAUGUGUACUCCCUAGCCUUGUUCAUCUUCUCAAUAUGCAUCACCUCACACUUUCCAACUUAAAAUUCCAUUUGCCACUGUUUAGCUCAUCCGUCCAGUCUGUUUAUGUUGUCCUGUAGCCUGAGGCUUUCCACAUUGCCAAUUUUCAAGUCAUCUGUCAGUUUACUGAUCAUACCUUCAACAUCAUUAAUGUACACAAGGAAUAGUAAGGAACUCAGCACCAAACUCUGUGAUACACCACUGGACACAGGCUUCCAGUCACAAAAAACACCCUUCAACCACUUCCUGCCAUUAAGCCAAUUUUAGACCCAAUUUUCCAAAUUGCACUGGAUCCCAUGGGCUCUUCACUUCUUAACCAGACUGCCAUAAGAGACACGUCUAAACCCUUAGGGAACAUCAGUAACAGUACCUUCAUCCACACACCUCCAGGCAGGAAGCCUGGUUAAAAUCAGUGCAAUGAGUCCCUCUCCCUGAGCCAUACCUGUGCCCAAUUCAGCCAUACACUGCUGGUUGCUGGUGUACUCUCCUAGGUCAGUCUGUCCUUUCAGACACUGUGCGAGCACAUUGGAAGAUGCCUGGAUAAUGGCGAUGUUUCCCUGAAAAUUGAAUGCUAAUGUCCAUGGUAGAAGGGUACGUGUUAAGAGUGCUGGUGAAUUGUGUCCUGCUCUACAGUUUGUCCAUGACUAACAUGGAUCUCCAGGAGCAAUUGACAAGUUGGACUGAGCAAGAACCCACUCAGGUUUCCACAUCAAGAUUUUUUGACUGGUUUGUUUGGUGAGUUUUGUGAGAUGAGAGCCUGCAGCAAGUUGAGCAAUUAGCAAGCUCUGGGCCAAGCAAUACUGAGCAUCAUUUGGAAACUAACUACUGCCUGGUGAGAAUAUCAUGUCUCCACUUGAGAAAAAUGUACAGGAUGCAGUUGCUCUUGAUGUCAAAAUGGACCUUAUCAAAUGUCUCGCUCAAUUCUACCACUCAUCACACCAUUGUUGCUUGGAGCCUGGUAGGAUUCUGCACAAGGGUUUGCUUGGAAGAGUAGAAACUCAAUUUUAUACUUGCAAUUUGUAUCAAAUAUAAGUCCAAGAUGUAAAACAUCACUUUCAACAAUGGCACAUUCUGACCCUGCAUUGCCAUCUUGAAUGACAUAAUUGUAAUGAAUUAUUUAGUUUAUAAUGCUACUUUGAGGUCACCCAAAUGCUGAUACCAAUUUAAUCAACGGUAUGGGUGAGGAAAGAGUCAUAAAUAGUAAGAAGUCGCAAGAAGAUUAAGCUAAAUAUUUUUAUGUUUCUUUUUGCAAGGAGAGAAUGUUUAAAACGAAGCUGACUAGGUCAGUGAUCCUACUGUUGCCAACAUGAUGGAAAGGAAGGUAAUCCAUGCAGUGUAUAAAGUUGUCGGCAAAUUGUGGCUGGAAAUAUCCACAAUGACAUUCCGAGUAACACUGCUCCAGUAUUAUCCCAACUGAACAGUACAGGACCCAAUUCCAGUCCCCCACUCCAGAAGCACCAUCCUUACCAAAUCUUUUAACACCUGCCCCAUCCCUUGUGGAAAAAAGUAUUUGUCAGAUAUCUUAACCCAGCUCCUUAAACUAUCUUCACUGUGAGCAGUUUUGAUAUAGAUUUUAUGUGAAGUUUUAAAUGUGAGGGCAGAUUAGAUUUGGUUCGACCAGUGUUUAAACAAGAAACAAUGAAGUUAACGAAAUGUUCAAAAAUUGCUCUCAGGCCAUGUUCUGAAAAUGCUUUCUUCUUUAAGCUCAUUUUCUCAGAAGUUGGAAAUUAUGUCACAGAUCAACAGCUAGACAAAAUCAGGCACUGAAGUCUGAAAGGGUUGUGGUAGAAACUGUACAAAUUUCAAGCUUUGUUCAAUCGCCCGUUAAGGAGAUCACACCCAGAAAUUAUUUUAGAAGUACUCAGAGAAUGAUAUAGCACAGAAGGGAGCCUUUUACCUAAUGCUGUCUAAUAAUGACCAUGCCCUACUGGCCAUAAAACAAUGAGAAGGUACUCCAAACAUAUUCAGUUGUCUACAUUUUCACAGAUCAUUUCAAGCCAUGGCUUAAUCUUGCUCCAAAAUAGCUUGAGUUGCAAAAAUUCACAGUAAACAUGUAAGUAUAACUAGAGAAAUAAUAAAACCACGGAACAACUCUUUUAAUUUUCAGUAUUCCAACUAUAAAUACUUGUUGGGGAACAAAUGUACUUUCAAGUCCUCAUUUGAUAAUGAUAUCAAAAGGACUGUGGGUCGAAGGGUAUCUUUCUGUCUUGUAAUGUCUAUGAUUGCCAUGAUAAUACCAUCAAGUUUAACUCUGAGUUGGGCAAUCACAAAUAAAAAGGAUGUCAAAAGGCCAAUGUACUAAAUUCAAGAGGGUGGAAAUCAUUAGAUAUGUACUUAAACUAGAUGCUUUGUGUUGAAACAGGGAGAAGAAAAAUGAGUAUCUACUCAGGGUAUUGCAAGAAAGUGACUCUUUAGAAAUCAAAGUGUAUUUUAAUAUUGAUACCUUUAUUUUUCAGAGAUGAGAAUAGAUGCAAUGACCUAUUUUCCUAAUACAAUGAACACUGCCAAUUUUAGUUCACUGAGCUAACUCACAGGUGUAUCUUCUAGGCUUACUGUGUUUAGAAAAGGCUUCACAGUAUUGACAUUCUCCCACUCUAAUAAAUUUAAUGCAUGUUUUGCUCUGAUGAUGUGUAAUUGCUGUUCCGUUAUGAACUGCUUGUUUUAAAAUGUAUUUCAAACUUAGCAGGCAAAUAAGUCAGGAUGGAAGAAAAAUGGAUUUAGAUCAAUAGGAUACUGUAGUGAGUAGGGUGCUGCUGAAUCUGUUCUCAUACAAUAUUCCAUUUUAGUACAAGCAGUGUUUCUUACAAUGAGCACACCAGUCAUAAUUUGUUCCAAUCCACCUUUCCAAAAAACUCUGCAUUUUUAUGCAUCGCUGAUUGACACAAAGACAACACAAUUUAUUAAGCCGAUAAAACAGCACAGGCUAAAUGAAGUACACCUACCUUUUAACUGAAGAUCAGAGUAUUUGUAAGCCUGAAUCUAAUGAUUGGCUGGCAUGGUUUAAUAUUGACAAGGCAGCAGAAGCUCCUUGCAGUCAGCUUUCCACAGAUGCUGUGACUAGCACUUUAUGCAUUAAAAAUGUUCACCUUAUGUAGGUAUCUGAGUGCCUAUCAAGAUGUGAAAAGACACUGGAAAGUACAGAAGAGAGUAUUUUAACUAUAGAACCUGAUGUAGUUUUAAGAAUAGUUGUUUUCCAUACAUUCCAGUUUUUUUUUAAAUGACGGAGCUAAAAUAAUCGCUCCCGGGUAUAAUGCACAGUAUUUAUAUUCAAGAAUAUCUACAUGAAUUUCUACAUUUAUAUGAACUAUUUGCUGUAGUUAUAAAUUUAUCGUUCAUAUUAAACAACUUAGCAACUCAUUUCAAUCUUCAUUUGUUAACUAUGUCUGUUCACACAUCUGUGAUAUUGGGAACUUUUAAUUUCACAGUAUACCUUAACUAUGUAAAUGCUAUUUUCUUGUAUAUAGUAUAGUUUUUAUGAUGGUAAAUUCAAUAAGAUUGAACAGUUCAUUGUGUCUAAAUAUCAAAGAGGCUGAGAAUGGCAACUUAUUAUUUGAAGUGUAAAUUAAAUCCCAUCCAUCAAGCACUGCCUGACAGAGUGAAGCAAUGUUUAUACAUUAUAAGGUUUUGUGCCUUGGUGACUUUUUGGUAUGUUCAAUUUUAUAAUUCGAUCACAACAUUCAUCAGUUAUAUAUUUGCAGCUUUAUUUAGUCAAAUAUUUUGAUGUCAGUUUAAAAAAAACUCCUCAAGAAAUCUGUAGAAUGUUCCAGCAUGGGAGACAACAUUGUGUCCAAAUCCUUUGUCCGUUGCAUAAAAUAAAUCAAGCAUUUCCCUAAAGGUGACGCUGCUGACAGAUAUCUGCACACAAACAGACUUCAGCUUUAACUCACUGAAAAUAAUGUUAUUGACAAGCGUUUAACAGCAACACACAAUUGGCCGUGUUCUAAGUGCCUGCACAGUAUUGAUCCUUUCACAGCAGUUUGUUGCAGUGAUUGAGAGGUGUUGCUUGGCAGUGUUUGACUGUAUAUCGUGGGCGCCAUGUACCGAGAGAGUGAGAGUUGGAGUUAUCCAUUGUUGGUGCUCAUAAUAAAAUGUCACCUCAGUGUAACACCAAUAGAUCACAUUUUAGUUGACUUAAAGGGUUCCACAUAGAUUUGUAAUUUCUUUAGAUGCACAGUGUCAGUUUUCAUUUAUCACCAGUGUUUCGAUUCUGUUAAUAAUUCUCCACAUUAUUGCCCAUUCUACCUGUUUUGCAGCUCAAGAACAAGGCCUUGCAUUAUUUAUAUGGAUGUCAGAAUUCACUGAUACAACGUCACUUACCACAGGAUCUUGCACUUGAUACAUGUAGCAAUACCUGAAGUUUCAUUCACUGAUGUUUUGAGUGAAGGAUUCCAUUCACUAUAAAAUGCCCUGUUUUGUACAAUAGAUUAUGUACAGAAUAAUUCUUUCAGAAUGUGUUAUUUAUUUUUACUGUUUUGUAAGUUAGACACGAUGCUGUAGCUCUUAUGGUCAGACUUUACUGGAAAGUGCCUCUUCGUAAAAUGUACAGUAUAGCAUAUAUAAAUAUAUAUAUAUCCGUAUUAGUAAAAUCUGUCAGCAACUGAAAACAAUGUGGAUUUUGUAAUGUGAAGAAGGUUGUACAACAUGAAUUUAAUUCUGUGUUACGUGAGUCACUCAUUUGUCUACACAUACAUUCAAUUGCUUUAAAUGUUGCUUUUCAAUACU
Molecule: messenger RNA, 12158 nt
Organism: Stegostoma tigrinum
Lineage: Eukaryota; Metazoa; Chordata; Chondrichthyes; Orectolobiformes; Stegostomatidae
Gene: pde3a
Product: phosphodiesterase 3A, cGMP-inhibited
Exons: 16
Coding region: 145-2820 (891 amino acids)
Biological process (GO): oocyte maturation; positive regulation of oocyte development
Cellular component (GO): cytosol
Molecular function (GO): 3',5'-cyclic-AMP phosphodiesterase activity
Source: RefSeq, a predicted model, not a curated record